AGAAGCUUUCACAGGGUUUCACACAUCUCAAGAUAGCACUGAAACACUGACCUGACAGGUAAAAUGACUUAUUUGUUUUGACAAACUACUAUGAAAAACAUUAUUAACUACAUUAUUUCAAGUUUUACCAUUUAAAGUGAAACGGAAUGAGAGUGAAAUUGACUGAAAUUAAAGGUCUUAAGUGUUGAUGCCUCACUUUUGCAGAAUGUUCUUAAUCCUGGUUGUCACAAUGUUCUUGGCUGGCUGCUUGGCUUUGCCCAUCAAAGACCCGUACUCGUAUUCCUCUGCGGUGGGUCAGGGAGGUGGCACCCCAUUUGCUUCCUACGGUGAGGGGCGCAUCACAGCGGUCAGAGUGUGGGAGACCAACAACAACUACUACUACUACUACUACUACUACAACUACAACAGCAACAAUUACAUCAGCGGGUUCCAGCUGAGAUACGGCAACACCUGGUCUCCUGUGUUCGGUAACGAAGGGAGUGUAAAGCAGGUGAUGGAGCUGUUUAAUGAUGAGGCCAUUGUCGAGGUGUCUGGGAAGUACAACCCAGCAGACUACAUCUGCUACCUGGUGUUAACCACCAACAUGGGGCGCACUCUGUCAGCCGGCAUGCCCAACCAGGUCUCCUUCAACUUCUACCCAUCCAACAUGGGCAAUGAGCUGAGGAUCCUCAGCGGUCGCUUCAACGGUGUUGGAAUCACCUCCAUCGGAGCCCACUGGGGAUUUGUGGACAUGGAAGGGGCUGGAAACAGUACUCUGGGAACAGCACUGGAAACAGUAACUCCUAUUUUUUAGGGGGAAAAAUGCUUUUUAGUCCAGGAGUAAACUUAAUCUGGGUCCAGGAAAUUGACCUUAUAUGAUGGACGGAUGUUUGACAUAGACGCUGACAGAACAGUUUUUAUUUCACUAUCUGUUUGUUAUUUCACUUUUAUUUCACUGAUUGAAUUUGAAUGUUUUGAGUACUUUGGAAGUACUUUUGAGGUGAUUCCUCACUUGAAGCAGUAAUAAAAUAUUUCUUAACAUUCAAAUUCAUUCAGUUCAAAUUCUCAUGAAGCAUCCAUUAGAUAGGAAUAUUCAAACAGUCCUGUCAGCUUGGAUCAACAUGCGUUGUUAUCACAUUUUAUCACAAUAAAGGAAAGAAUCAUAUGGGAUUUAAAGGAUUAAUUCUAUCUUUGAUUAAUGGAACAAUCAAAUAUUAUGGGGAGAUAAUAGUGUUUCAGGGUGUUUCACCUUCACUAUUUUAUACACUCUGCUUUUGUUAUUUGUUGAUCCUUUUCUGCUACAUCUGCUUCUGGACAUUUUAAUAAAAAGCAUAUCUUUAAA
Messenger RNA from Oncorhynchus mykiss (rainbow trout), 1321 nucleotides. The record is from RefSeq and is a predicted model, not a curated record. NCBI's taxonomy places the organism in Eukaryota, Metazoa, Chordata, Actinopteri, Salmoniformes, Salmonidae.